Drepanopeziza brunnea f. sp. 'multigermtubi' MB_m1 is the source of this 1392-nucleotide messenger RNA. RefSeq lists its product as uncharacterized. Gene Ontology annotation, molecular function: SNAP receptor activity. Gene Ontology annotation, biological process: retrograde vesicle-mediated transport, Golgi to endoplasmic reticulum. Lineage: Eukaryota; Fungi; Ascomycota; Leotiomycetes; Helotiales; Drepanopezizaceae. The record is from RefSeq and is a predicted model, not a curated record. Gene Ontology annotation, cellular component: endoplasmic reticulum; SNARE complex.
AUGUCGUUCCCAAUAAUAUCCGAACGCCUGCAAACACUGCAAGAAUCAAACGCGCAACUUAAAGGUCUCAUCGAGCGCCUGGCAACUAUUAACUUUCAGCCUGGCUCGGUGCCUCUAUCCAGCGACGACGGAGAAGGCAAUGCAUUGCAGGAGCUGGCUCAGGAGAUCAGCCAGACGAUCAGGGAGCAGGAUGAGGAUUUUGAGAUCAUGAGGGAGGAGGUGGAGGAGCUUGAUGUGGGAAAGAAGGGUAGCGAGAGGGAUGUACAGAAGGCGGAGUUGAGGGGGGCGGUCGUGAGGGCUGUGAGGGAGCUUGAGGCAUGCCAAGUAGCCUUUCGGAAAGCCCAAGUUAUAGCGAAACGGAACCUCGAAGCCGCCCAGCGUGCUGAGCGGGAACUCCUACUUCAGUCUUUUUUCGAGCCGCGCAACUCUGCGGCUUCGUCUCCGGUACCCGGACAGAGACGACGGAAUCAGCAGACUAUCGAGCUGUCGAAGGAGGAGAAGACGGUUAAUGCUAGCAGCGAUGUGACGAUUGCGUUACGACGGACGCACGAGAUGAUGGCCCAGGAGCUGAGCCGUUCUCAGUUCGCACACGAGACUUUGAAAGAAUCGACCACCGCCCUGAAAGAGCUGGGUGAGACUUACUCGUCGAUGGAUACGCUGUUGUCGAACUCGAAGAACUUGCUCGGCACGUUGUUGAGAAGUCAAAAGAGUGAUACGUGGUAUCUCGAGACGGCGUUCUACAUCCUGCUCGUGACGAUUGGGUGGCUGGUGUGGAGGAGGCUACUCUACGGGCCUACGUGGUGGCUGGUGUGGUUUCCCAUGAAGAUCUUCAUUAGGAGCUCGCUGGGGUUGUUGGGCGCCGCUGGGGUGAUUGGCGGGGGUAGUGCAGGGACGAGUGUUAGUGUUAGUACAGAGCUGAGCACUAUGAUGCAAGCGACAGCUGUGCAUAGUAGUGGGACUAGAGGCCCGAGCCCGACUGCACCUUCUCAAGGCCAGAAUAUCCGCGUCGGUGGUGGUGGCAGGGGUGCCCCGAUGGAGAGGGCAGAUGGUAGCUCUGGGAACAGCAUGACGGAGCAGGUUGGGAGCAUCAUUGACGAGAGUCAAAAUCAGGACGCUGUACCCGAGAGAAAACCUGACGAGGCCGGGGAGGCUCAUGAAACAGAGGCUCCGCCUCAAGAGCAACCAGAAGGACAGCGGAAUCCCAUGAAGAGGAUGUGGGAGGAAGAGGAGGAGGCUCCGAAACAGGCCGAGCAAGAUUCUCAUGAAGCAGAGGCCCAGCCUCAAGAACAUGCAGAAGGACAGCGGAAUCCCAUGAAGAGGAUGUGGGAGGAAGAUAAGGAGGCUCCGAAACAGGCCGAGCAAGAUGCUCAGAAGAGCCAUGAUGAGCUGUAG